Neocloeon triangulifer is the source of this 3933-nucleotide messenger RNA. RefSeq names its product DNA-directed RNA polymerase III subunit RPC8 (gene Polr3H). Gene Ontology annotation, cellular component: RNA polymerase III complex. The record is from RefSeq and is a predicted model, not a curated record. Bases 3026 to 3706 code for a protein of 226 amino acids. The transcript is spliced from 7 exons. Gene Ontology annotation, biological process: DNA-templated transcription; transcription initiation at RNA polymerase III promoter. NCBI's taxonomy places the organism in Eukaryota, Metazoa, Arthropoda, Insecta, Ephemeroptera, Baetidae.
UGUUCUUUUGUUUUGUGAAAUUAAAUUCUAUUGAAAUAAAAUUAUGUUUUCUUAUGGUUGGGCAAAUUUUAAAAUUUUCGGUGUAAAUUUUUGGCCCUUUGAAGAUUAAAUCAACCACACUAUGACCAUUACUACAGUCGUAGGUACUUUUAUAUGGAUAUUCAUUUACUAUUGUCAGACUGUUUUCCUCAGCAAAAUCAAGCAGCGAGUCAAUUUUUCUGUUUUUAGUAUCCAGUCGGCAAUUAAAGUCUCCAGCCAAAAUGAAAUUUUCAAAAUUUUCAACAUAUUUAAGGAUUGAGAGAAGUUCAUUAGUCACUGUUGUAGAACGUAUCUUCGGAUUUAAAUAGCAUGUUACUACUGUAAUGUCAUCAAAAUUUAGAAUUAUGAAGUUUUCCAAAUAUUUCACAUUUAGUAAAUUUCCUAACCUAGAAUUAAAAUACACGGAAAUUCCCCUCAUCGGUCGCCCUGCCUCCUUUUGUGAAGCUAAAACUUGCCUUGAAUAAAAACCAGGAAUGUGAAGUGGUUUCUUUAAAAAUGUUUCCGUGAAAAGAAGAAUAUCAUAAUUUUGCAGUUCUGUUGCAAUCGGAGAUUCAUAUGCUUUCGUAAGCCCUUCACAAUUCCAAAGCCCUAAUUUUAAGUUACUCACGUCGCUGUUUCGACAAGGGAAAUCUAUAAAGAAAGUUUCUCACGAGCACCACAGUUGCGCUUGCUUCUCUCCCUGGGUGCAACAGUCUGCGAAUUAGGGGCAUCAUUUAGCUGCUCUCCGUCAUCCGGCUUCCCUCCAGUCUCUUCUUCUUCCUCUCCGGCCUCCUUUGGGUUGAACAAAUUCCCACAGUUUCCCCAGCGUUUGGAGACAUACUUGUUGUACAGAUGAACAGUGACAGGGACAUCUCGAAGUUCUUCGUACAGAGUGUCCAAGACCCAGAGGCGAUGCAGCCUGUCCAUGCCACUGCACAUGUAGGUCAUUGCAAUCUCAUCAAUCUCUUCCUCUCGAAUGACUUGGGCCAGCUUAGCAAAUGCAGUCUUCACUCCCUUUAGGAAAGGCUCAGGUGCUUUGUGCAACUUGUGGGGGGACCUCAUUUUAGUUACCACGUGAAACACAGUACCGUACUUUUCAGUCUUCUCUCUGAUGAUUCCGCCUAUUUCAGUCUUUCCCGGCUCAGCUUUCGGUUUGCCCACCGCCGCCGUAACCUCUUGUGCAGCCCCCAUGCUGGUCCAGAGAUCAGAGGCUAUGGCGUGUGCCUUUAUCUCUUGCUUGGCAUCCAGUAGACUGACCCCUUGAUGUUCAACAAACUUGACCUUGGCUCCCUCCACUGCGAGCGACUCAUCAUUCUUCAGGGCCUCAUCGAGUUGGGCAGAGCGAUCGAUGUAUUGGUUCACGCAGGGUGUGUCAUCAGCCUUUGUCAGAGGAGCAAUUGGUGGAUAAUAACCUCUCUGAUACCUGCCGUGAAAUUGCCUCCGUCUGUUAUCUGUACCGCUCGACUCAUUUUCUGCAUUCUUCUCGUAGAAAAGGACCUUCCGCUCAAGCUCCCUCAGCUUAGCCUCGUGCUUCUCAUCUCUCUCCUUCCAGGACAAACGUUCCUUUUCGAAUUCCUCCUGCAUCAAAGAUACUGUUUUACUGAACAUUUCGCCAAGUUGGUCAUUCUGAAUUUUGAGCUGAUUUGAGAAUUGCAGCGUGACAUGCUGGAAAACACGCUGAAUGAUUUCCUCCAACGUUACUACAGCUCCCGGAGGAGCCGGACCUCCUGCAGGGUUUGGCGCCAUCUCCUGUCCGGGGGUGGGUGGAGUUCCUUCGGGCCAUGCUGGAUGAUGGAAUUUUGCUCUAUUUUCUGUAUGUCCGUAAGAAGGGCCACAAUUUAUGGGUGGCUGGGCAGCGUACCCUUGUGGUGACCUCCACGGCACAUGUGCAGAUGCCAUGGCCUUCAACUCAGGGAAAAAAGGCGAAAUUAGACACACGACCCUCCUAAACCAGUGUUUUCCUUACCGAAGCAGUGCUGCCAACCAAAAGAUCAUUUGAUUGUCGUGGGUCAACAAAGUCCUGCAGGCCUUUCGAACUGGGUUGAGAUUUGGCGGUGGGUCUGGGCCGUGGACCAGCAUGAUGCAGCUUGUCAUGAGGUCAAUCGAAAUUCCAGAUAUGGAGCUGAACUGUGGAUUGUCCUGCGACUGGCUCAGAAAAGUAGCCAAGCGAUUUCCGAGUGAUCGCAAACUUUCAUCCGAUUGACUGUGUGGAACGUAGAGACUGAAGUGGAGUAUUUCUGCGCAUUGCAACAUCCAAAGGAAUUCUAAGGGAAGUGACUGAAAAAUAAUUUAUAUUUUCGUUAUACAAAAUUAUUUCUGCCCUUACGUAAUUCCUGACGAGUUUUCCGAGCGCAAUCUUGGAAAAUUUUUUGUCAGAUAUAAGCUGCUUGGCAACAAAAACCGUUGCCCGAGAUUUAUUCCUCUUUGCAGACUCAAGCAAAUCAUCUUGUUGGAAAGCAACUUCUUGCAAGAGUUUUUCAAAUUUCGCUGGGAAGUUCACUAUAUACUGCGAAGGUGCGUGAAAUGCAGAACUUUGGCUUGCGGGAAACGCAUCAUUGAAAAGGCGCUGAAAGAUAAAUAAAAUAUUAAUGGACGAAAUUAAUAAUAUAAAAUAAAAUUGAAACCUUUCUGCUGGUUGUUCCUGGAGUGUCGAGUUGUGAGUCGGACAUUUUUUAAAGAAAAUUCUUGAUCAUGACAGCCUGACAAGUGGGAAUAGCAUUAAAAAAAUAAUGAAAAAACUUCAACAGUGGAAUUCAACUCAAGAACAUUUUUCCAGUCUCAUAGGUCUAUCGAAAAAUGGCAAGAAAUAAAAAAAUGGAAAAUAAGCUGCGAAUAUUUUGGCUGUGGCGCGAACGGAAACAAAUGACGAUCGCUCCAGCUGGCGAGCCAAACAAAAACAAAAUCAGAGGGCGGCAGGCGGCAUGGUUGUGGUUCAUAUGUGGUUGUGAUGGUCCCGUCUGUAAAUUUGCAAUUUUUCGCUCCAGUUUUGUGUCCCUAGCUCGCCAAGAUGUUUUUCUUACGAACUUUCCGAAUGGUGGUCAAAAUCACUCCGAAUCUUUUUGGAAAAUCUCGGAACGAGUCGAUCUCAAACGAGCUGGACAAGAAACUGGCAAACAAAGUUGUGAUCAACGUGGGUCUUUGCAUUUGCCUGUACGACAUCACGCACAUCGGCGACUCGCACAUUAUUCCUGGUGAUGGAUCUGCUCACAUGAAGGUCACUUUCCGGUAUGUCGUCUUCUGCCCUUCCAAGGAAGAGACGAUCGAGGGAAAAGUGAAGCUGUGCGACAACGAAGGCAUCCAUGUCUCACUCACCUUUUUUGAUGACAUUUUGAUUCCUCCAAUGCACAUGCAGUGUCCGUCAAAAUUCAAUGAAGUGCAGAGCACUUGGAUCUGGAUGUACAAAGUUGACCAGGAGUCGGACCCUGUUGAAAUGGUUGUUGAAAAAGGUGAUGACAUAAGAUUUAAGGUGGUUGACCUGGAGUUCAACGACACAACCCCUAAGCCUGCUGACCAAACCGGAGGUGCCAUUCUGGACACAAGUAAGGACACCCCAUUCAGAAUUAUUGGCAAAAUAAGCGAGUCUGGUCUUGGUCUUCCAUCAUGGUGGAAUCAGGAAACUGAGGAAGGUGAAGAGGAGGAAGAUGCUGAAAUGGGGGAGGAAGCAGAAGAUGACGAGGAAGAUGUUUGACCUUAGUUAGUAUGUAAAUUUUUGUAAGAUAUUAAAACUUAUACUUUAUUGAAUAUUAUGGUCAAAAUGCACUUCUAGCCCCUGAAAAUUUUGGUCUGCCUCCCUGAAAUUCAAUUUUUGUUAUUCUUGUGGCAAAUGGGCCAGAAAUUUGACGCGGAAAAAAUUAAUUCAUUUUUUUUGUACAGUGAAAAUUUCAAUAAAAUUCGUGGGAAAUAUGCAUUUUGAAA